AUGUCAGAUUCCCGCUCUCUCACAAACGAUGCUUUCUACACGGUUGAAAUCCAUUGUGACGCUAAAGGCUACCAUGAAUGCACUUUUCAAGUCGAAAUUGGAGAGCAAUUUUUGGCCAUGCAGAAGUUCGGCAAUAAAGGAAGGGCGUUUAAGAUUUCGAACGAUCGCGGACAACUAGGUCAUCUAGAGCGCGACCUCGUCGACCUGUUGUGGUCAUUCAAAAGAUUUCAGUGGUAAGUAUCUCGAUCAAACAAUACAGGGAAUUGUCCCGUUUAUAUAUACUUUGUUUCAUAAACAUAAGUAAAGAACUACUGUAUAAUUAAUAAAUUAUUUGCAACGCCUACCUUACAGUGUCGUAACUGGAAGCCCAUGCAAUGACCCAAAAGGACGAUGGCGCUUAGGAGGAGGAAUAAACGUCCCACUUAAGGUCAAGAUUGUUACGGAAAAGAAAGAGGCCGAAGAUUUAGCUCAGACCGUUCGUAGUCGUGGUUUCUUCUGUGAGAUCACUCUCGCUGAAUAG
Messenger RNA from Porites evermanni, 520 nucleotides. The record is from the annotation of a GenBank genome assembly. NCBI's taxonomy places the organism in Eukaryota, Metazoa, Cnidaria, Anthozoa, Scleractinia, Poritidae.